This is a messenger RNA of Didymella exigua CBS 183.55, 3006 nucleotides long. RefSeq lists its product as uncharacterized. Bases 23 to 2641 code for a protein of 872 amino acids. The record is from RefSeq and is a predicted model, not a curated record. Lineage: Eukaryota; Fungi; Ascomycota; Dothideomycetes; Pleosporales; Didymellaceae. The transcript has a single exon.
AAGAGAGACGAAGCGCGCUCAAAUGGCUGAAAGGAUCGCCCGCAAGAUGGCAAAUGAUCUCCUCAACACCCAAAAAAUGGCGCAAGGCUCGACGGCAAAUCCAGAAGAGGUGGUGAACUUGGAGGAAGAGCGGGAGCACUCGACGACCGAGAACGGGAAGUUUCAGGUGGAGUCCGAGACAGACCAGGGUCACCCAGCCAACGUGUCCGACCCCGCCGGUGACACCAAUGACAUCCACGUCGAAUGCCAGCGCGACCGGAAGGAGCUCAUAGCGAAAUUCGAGGGGCUUUGCUAUGCAACGAACGAACGCCACCGCAUAGCAAACAACAAGUUAGAAGCAAAGAACGAGGAGCUUGAAGCGGAGAAGGACAAGCUCCAUUGCCAGGUGCAACAGGCCAAAGAUGGUCGCGCCGAAGCCGAAGAACAGCUCGAGAAGCUGAGGGAGGAAGCCCAACGCAACGCCCAAGAACUCCGAUCCGCUUCAAGCAGGCUAAAUACGCUAGAAGAAGAGCACCAUGAGCUUCUUGGACAUGUUGAGGAGCGUGUCGCAACCGGUCUCGCAGAGGCGAGGGUAAUCAGCGACCGACAGCAGGAGGACCUACUGGACGCCAAAACGCGCCUCAGUCUUGCGAUUCCCGAAAUUCAAGGUCUUAAACACGAAGCCGAUGGAUGCCAGCAAGAGUUGAUUAAGGUGCGCAGUGAAGGUGCCAAGCUUCAAUUCGAUCUGGACCACCAGAAACAGGUUGAGAAGCACCUCAGCGAGAACAACGAGCGUCUCCUCGUAGACCUGAAAGAGGAACAACAGAGGCGCCAGGCCCUAGCUGUUAAAUGUCAUGAGCUUGCAGUGCAAUUUGCGAAAACGCGUCAGGCCUUGGAAGAAUCAGAAAAAAGCGAAGCUGAACACCGAGAAGCAUUGGAAAUGUUACAGGACGAGCUUGGUUCCGCCCAAGAUGGAGUGAUACAGCAACAGCAGGAGCUUCAAGAGCAGGUUGAAAUUCUGGCUACUCAAGUGGAAGAGCAUGCAGGCCAAAUCGCGAUCAGAGAUCAACGCAUCGAGUCGCUUGAGCGUGACAACGACGAGCUUAUGCGUAAGCUUGACACCUCACGGCCAGUGGUUCUUCGUAGCAUCAGCAUUGCUAGCCACAAAUCUCUCGCUGCAGAGCUCGAUAUCAACGACGAUCAGUCGGAGAGUGCUUUGUCUGAUGAUGAGGACGCUGUGAUGGAGCAAGUCGAACUCGAGCUGUCUAGUACGCAUCACAUUAGCAUUACUCCUCACGAGGUUGCCAAACCACAACUUACAGUGUCCGUCAGCGAUGCUGUGGCCACGCCACCACGCGCACGCCAGGAUUCUCUUCUCGAACACUCACCAGCCCGCAGCGUUUCGAGCGUUGAGCUGCCUCUUCCUAUUCGACCUGUGCUCGACAUAUUUGAAGACACAGUUGCAGACUUUGCACCAGAUUGGCCCGCAAAUCCGGCGUUGCCCUUUUCCGGGACGACUGCGAAGAGUCUCUCGUCUAUCGAUGUUGAGCCUACAUCGCUUGUGGAUCCCGACAUCACCAAUGCCGACUAUGAACCGAUCGAGGCAGACGUUACCGGUGGAAUGCAAAUGGUCCAGACACACCUCGAAGAAACGUCGAUUUUUGCUCCAGCCGAGCCAGCGCCUGCUCUAUCACCUGCAUUCCAGCGACUCACAAUGCACGUGUUCAAGCAGUCAGUUUUUCAGGUCGACCCAAAAUCAGGCCGCGUUUGCGUUACAGAUCCUCACACGGACCGGGUGAAAUACGGUGAGAUCAGGAGAUGUCUUGAGCCCAAUGCUAGACCAGCAACGUCAGCACACGAGAGUGGCCAUCUUAUGAGCAUGGAACCGCCACUUGCCUAUAAGCGCGGUUCUUGGGAGGAAGUACCGAUACCUGAGAGUUUGGCCCAGCCUAGAGUCGCUUCGAAGUCUCGAACGCGCUGUCUGAUCUACCCAUUCCCAACAUCAUUGAAGCGGACUGAUGCCCGCGACCUAGAUGUGCGCACAUCACAAUGGCCGAUUGAGGAAGAAUCGACCCACGAGCUUGCAGCAUCACCAGCCACACUUGCAACGAGCGAUCUUACCACAACCGUCGACAUUUGGCCCAUCUCGACUGCCACAAGCCCUGGCAUUGUCUCCACUACGCAGAAGAAGGGAUCGGCCAGGUCCAUGCAGAUCCUCGUGCUUUUACUCAUGCUCGUUGUUGGCGUUCAUUCGGCGGCACUGCUUGCAUUCCUCCUUGCAUUCUUCGGAGUCCUUUUGACCUCGCUCGAGCUCUACACCGCACUAUAUAAGCCUGUCUCCUCCACAUCCAGGAAGGAAUUAGAUUCCAAGCUCCACUAUCUCCUUCAUGCCCUGACAGUGCUACUCGUAUUCUUCUGCUGGCGCUUCUGGACCCAGGUCCAUGCCUGGGAACAGGUCAACGGUGUCGGCUUCGGCGAGGGUUUCGGCAGUGCACAUGAUGAUUUCGGACCUUAUGGUGAUGGCCACUUUCUUCUGAGCAGGUUACCCCUCAACUGGGUGAGCGCCGACAGUCAUCUGCCCGCCAAGGCUGUUGAGAUCAUUGUGAGCACUGCAAGUGCCCUCGAGGGGCUGGUCGGUCUCGAACCAACGCCGUCAUUCUGAGCAUGCACAACGACCGCGCUGCUAUUUGGUCGGAUCUACCAGACCCGGCAGGUGAGCCAACAAGAGGCGCGACCACGCAAAUGCCGUGCUGCGCUUCGACGGACAUGCUGAGAUGAUAACGAUGAACGACAAAGUCAGGCCCUUCAUGAGACCGGCACGCACGGCACUCGGCUCUUUUCCCGCUGGCUUUGGCCUCCCUGCAUUGUCUUGCUUUACCUUGCUGUACCACGACACCCGUAUACUUCCACAUUUCCUGCUUCCCAUCGGCGCUCACAUAGAACAGUUUUAGAUUGCACAUUUCCAGUUGAAGUCCAUCGAUCUUCUUGCGCGAUAAGACCUCCAUCAUAAAUUUAAUGACUCCGUAC